Molecule: messenger RNA, 1346 nt
Organism: Sebastes umbrosus (honeycomb rockfish)
Lineage: Eukaryota; Metazoa; Chordata; Actinopteri; Perciformes; Sebastidae
Product: mannose-binding protein C-like
Exons: 5
Coding region: 72-917 (281 amino acids)
Cellular component (GO): multivesicular body; rough endoplasmic reticulum
Source: RefSeq, a predicted model, not a curated record
CGUUCUCGAUCACAUUUCUUGGGAAGUACUAAAGAAGUAGCACAUCCUGCGGAUCACUCUUCGUUUAUACAAUGAGGAUGUUUCUCCUCUUCUGCGUCCUCUGCCUGAUGACUUCUACUGGCUACAGUCAGGAUCCAGGUCCCAAAGGCCCUGAAGGUCCCGCAGGUCCCAGAGGUCCCCCAGGUCCCAGAGGAGGACCUGGGAUUCCUGGGCUACCUGGGCCAUCUGGGCCACCUGGGUCAUCUGGGUCACCUGUAACCCUCAGACGCAAAAAUGUCUCUGAAUUUUCUAUCCAUAAGACAUUUUGUGUUCAAAUAGACAACAAACAUACGAGCCUCAAGGGGCUAUGGAUUUUUAAUCUUGUUUUAUGUUUAUUUCCCUCCCUGCUUUUCAACACAGGAUUUCCUGGACCACGGGGACGUCCUGGAGCACCGGGAAGUCCUGGACCUGCUAUAUCCUGUGGACGAGAUCUCUCUGACUCCAUUAGCCAGGACCUUGGGACCUUAAAGAACAGCCAUGCAAAGUUAGAGUUGGCUAUAAACUAUGACUUUGUCCGAAGAGUUGGUCAGAAAUACUUUGUGUCCUACAAGGAGAGAGACUCUUUCUCCAGGGCCGUCGAGUUCUGCUCCCAACGAAACUUAGAGCUGGCUUUGCCCCAGAACGAGGAGGAGAACAACAUACUGACUCAGUUCUUCGGGGACAAUUACCAAACUGCCUGGAUCAACGUCAACAACAACAAGGCAGAGGGGAAUUUUGAGGCCGAUAUGAAAAAACGACCUCUGACCUUCACCAAAUGGGGAGAAGGGCAGCCAGACAGAUCCAUCCAGGACACAGGCUGCACCAUGCUGUCAGAAAACGGUGUCUGGCAAGUGACACCCGAUUGCUUCCUGAAUGCUUACAUCAUUUGUCAGAUAUAGAAAGGUCUUGUAUCCAUUGCAAGUCUCGCUGUAAUUGAACGUUCUUCAUGUGUCCCAUGUCUUAUAUAUUGGGAGUGAAGGGUUGUAACUGUCUUAAAUAUAAGUGGGUAGAAAAGUCAUCCUUAUGCAUUCACACCUGUUAAUAUCUGUGAAUGAAUCAAUAGUGGUGUUAAACCUAUCCUCAAGGGACUACAUGUAACCUGCUUCAAGGAUCCAGUUAUGAGGAAAAAAAGUUUUUUUGCUUUCAAGUCUAACAGUUUCCCAAAACAAUUAUCCCUGAUGAGGGAUAUCUAAUGUGAUAUAUUGUAUAUCCAUCUCACUAAAAAUGUAUUACAGCUUCAGCAGCAUGCCAUUAAUACUGUUGCACAGAUGUUGCUUUAUGAAAUGAAAGUAAACAAUAAAUGAAAUACUAUACAAGUUUAACAGAAA